Messenger RNA from Falco peregrinus (peregrine falcon), 1011 nucleotides. RefSeq names its product transcription factor 15 (gene TCF15). Gene Ontology annotation, biological process: regulation of transcription by RNA polymerase II; developmental process. Gene Ontology annotation, molecular function: RNA polymerase II transcription regulatory region sequence-specific DNA binding; protein dimerization activity; DNA-binding transcription factor activity, RNA polymerase II-specific. The record is from RefSeq and is a predicted model, not a curated record. The transcript is spliced from 3 exons. NCBI's taxonomy places the organism in Eukaryota, Metazoa, Chordata, Aves, Falconiformes, Falconidae. Bases 120 to 671 code for a protein of 183 amino acids.
CGGAGCAGCAGUGGGAAGACGUCCGGAGCCGGCCGUCACAGCCGUGCCGGCGGGGGAAGGCUCCCCGCAGCCCGGGGGGUCCCCCCAGCAGGGCCGGGGGCACGGGUGGGCACCCCGCCAUGGCCUUCACCAUGCUGCGUCCCGUGGCUGCCCGUGUGCUCUACCCCGACAUCAGCAUCCUCUCGGAGGACGAGGAGAACCGGAGCGAGAGCGACACGUCGGACCAGUCGUUCGGCUGCUGCGAGGGCACCGAGGCUCGCCGCAAGCUGCCGCGGAAACCGGGCCCGAUGGUGAUGGUGAAGCAGAGGCAGGCGGCCAAUGCACGGGAGCGGGACCGGACCCAGAGCGUCAACACGGCCUUCACUGCCCUGCGGACCCUCAUCCCAACUGAGCCGGUGGAUCGGAAGCUGUCCAAGAUCGAGACCCUCCGCCUGGCCUCCAGCUACAUCUCCCACCUGGCCAACGUGCUGCUUCUGGGCGAGGGCUGCGAGGACGGGCAGCCCUGUUUCAGUGCUAUCUACGGGGCCAAGGGCGACCUGGACAGCAAGCAGCCCCGCAGCAUCUGCACCUUCUGCCUCAGCAACCAGCGGAAAGGGGGUCUCAGGAGGGACCUCGGGGGCAACUGCCUGAAGGUGCGGGGAGUGACCCCCCUGCGAGUGUCACGGAGAUGAGCUGGGGACCGGCAGCACCCGCCUGAGACAGCGGCAGAACCGGCCAGACCCCACGCACGCACGCCAGCCCCAGAGACCAGAUCGGGGAGGGAGGGAGCUGCCCGCCCGAGGCGACGGCAGCUGAGCCCAGGGCCGAGGGCUGGCACCACACCGACACCGGCCCCGGAGCUGGCAGCGGGGUGGGAGGACGCUCCCAUGGCCCAGGCUGCCCGUGCGGGGCAGGGCCGGGGAGGGGGGUCCCCGCGCCCCGGGGCUGGACUGGAAGGGGCCCGUGUGCGGCCGGCAUUGAGGCGCUCCGGCGGGGACGGUGUCGUGGCCCCGCAGGCACUGGUGUUGCACA